AUGGCUUUGCCCAUACUUGCAUCUCCCCAAUUAUCCUUUAACAAAAUGUUUCUUCCACAAAACAGAUCCUUAUCUCUAAUAUCAUGUAAUUUUAAUAUCUCUCGUUCAAUUAAAUGUAAGGCAACAAAUGACGUUGCAAAUGAUGAUCGUGAAAAUAUUCGUCGUCGAUCUGCAAUGUUCCAACCUUCGAUUUGGACGGAUGAUUAUAUCCAAUCAUUAAAUAGUGAAUAUAAGGACGAAAUAUAUGCAAAGAAAUUGAGAGUGCUAAGGGAAGAAGUAAGGAUGAUGUUUAACAAAAUGGAAAAUGAGGUUGAUCAACUUGAGUUUAUUGAUGUGUUGCAAAGACUUGGAGUGGAUUACCAUUUUACCAAUGAAAUCAAAAAGAUAUUAGACAAUAUUUACAACACACAAACAUUCAAGUUCAAGAAAAACUUACAUGCCACAGCACUCGAGUUUAGACUCUUGAGACAACAUGGUUAUCAUAUAUCUACAGAUGUUUUUGUUUGCUUUGAUUUGAAGACAGACCAAGCAAUUGAUGCUGAGGGAAUGUUGUCAAUGUAUGAAGCCUCAUUUCAUUCAUUUGAAGAUGAAACUAUAUUGGAUGAAGCAAGAGAUUUCACCACCAAGUUUCUCAAAGAUUAUUUGAACCAACAUGGAGAUAAUGAUUAUAUGCCACUUCUAAUAAGUCAUGCUUUGGAGCUUCCACUACAUUGGAGAAUUCCUCGAUGGGAGGCUCGUUGUUUCAUCAAUAUAUACGAAAGGCAACAAAACAAGAGUAAUGUUUUACUUCACUUUGCUAAAUUGGAUUUCAACAUUCUUCAAAGCAUUUACCAAGAAGAACUAAAAUAUACGUCAAAAUGGUGGAAAGAUACUCAAAUCGGAGAAAAGUUAAGAUUUGUUAGGGAUAGGUUUGUUGAGAACUUUGUUUGGAAUGUGGGAAUGAGUUUCAAGCCAGAAUUUGAAUAUUUUCGAAAAAUCCUGACAAAGGCCAAUGCCUUAAUUACCAUAAUUGAUGAUAUUUAUGAUGUGUAUGGUACCUUGGAAGAGCUGGAGCUCUUCACAGAAGCAAUUGAAAGAUGGGAUCUAAAUGACAUUGACUCUCUACCAUAUUACAUGAAAAUAUGCUAUUUUACGCUUUAUAACUUUGUGAAUGAAGUUGAAACAUCCAACAAGAUUGGGUGCUCUAUCACUCCAUACUUGAAAAAAGAAUGGACAAAUUUAUGUAAAUCAUAUUUGAUUGAAGCAAAGUGGUUUCACAGUGGAUAUACUCCAACCUUUGAAGAAUACAUAGAGAAUGCAUGGAUAUCCAUAAGUGCACCUCUUAUGCUUAUUCAUGCUUACUUCGUUAUUCCACAUUCAUUCACACAAGAAGAUUUGGUUUGUUUAGAGGAAAACAACAACAUAAUACGAUAUUCAGCAAUGAUUUUACGUCUUGCUAAUGACCUCGGAACCAGUAAACGUGAAAUUGAGACAGGUGAUAUUCCAAAAUCAAUUCAAUAUUAUAUGAACGAAAGUGAAGCUUCUGAAAUACAGGCUCGUGAUCAUAUAAAGUUUAUGAUUUGUGCAAUUUGGAAGAAGAUGAACAAAGAAGCUCAUAAUUCAUCUUUGUCUCAAAGUUUCAUAGAUCUUUCAGUAAACCUCAGUAGAAUGGCAUUAUUCAUUUAUCAACAUGGAGAUGGUCAUACUAUUCAAGAUCCUGAAAUUCAAAAUCGUAUUCAAUCAUUAAUUUGGAAGCCCAUUCUUAUUGAUGGUUAA
Lathyrus sativus (Indian pea) is the source of this 1755-nucleotide messenger RNA. Lineage: Eukaryota; Viridiplantae; Streptophyta; Magnoliopsida; Fabales; Fabaceae. The record is from the annotation of a GenBank genome assembly.